GCUCUCACGGAAGUUGAAACAGGAUAUCCGGUUCAGUUGACACAGCUGGCUUGUUAUUUGGACAUUUUGACGCUAGCUAGCAGAGCACCUCAACACGAACAACACACUUUAACCUUCUUCACUCUUCUUCCAAAAUGGGAUGUGACGGUGGAACGAUACCCAAAAGACACGAAUUGGUGAAAGGGCCGAAGAAAGUCGAGAAGGUUGACAAAAAUGCAGAGUUGGCCGCCAAAUGGAAAUACUGCGCCCUGAGUCAGGAGAAACUCAGGCGUCCAAUUGUUGCUUGCGAACUGGGAAGGCUUUAUAACAAAGAUGCCGUCAUUGAGUACCUUCUGGAUAAAUCUGCCGAGAGACCAAACACCGAUGCUGUAACACACAUCCGUGGAACCAAGGAUAUUAAAGAACUCAACUUGACUGAUAACCCAGAGUGGGAGGGAGAGAGAAGGAACACGAAAGGAGACAGAUAUGAGGACAUCCAUUGUGGAAUGUUUAUUUGCCCCGUCGUCGGUCUCGAGAUGAACGGCAAGCACAGGUUCUGUUACCUCCAGACGUGUGGUUGUGUUUUCUCGGACCGUGCCCUCAAGGAGGUCAAGACAGAAAUCUGCCACAAGUGCGGGGACCCCUUUCAGAACACAGACAUCGUCGUGCUCAACGGAACAAAGGAGGAUGUGGAAAAACUGAGAGACAAAAUGGAGGAGAGGCGAGCCAAAGCCAAAACUAAGAAAUCAAAGAAGAGCAAACCUGCUGAGAGUGUGUCUGCCCCGUCAGAAGCAAAAGGUGACACGCAAGUGAAUGAAGUGCAAAAUGGCUCACUGGAAAACGGUGACAGCAGCCAAUCAGACCAAGCGGGCGGCUCGGGCGCCCCCCGCCUCUCGAGUUCCUUCAACGGCGGCAGGCCGACCUUGGUCGCCUCCAAGCGAUCCAUCCAGGAGAUGGAGGAGAAGUCGGAGGCUUUCAAGUCCAUCUUCACCACCCACAGCUCUGCCAAGCGCACUAAAGAUCAGACCUCCAACUGGGUCACCCACACGCCGUACCACUUCUAACUCUCGAACGCACAUCACCUUCCCCCCGGCGGCGCGAACUCCUUCCGAGCGUGUUGCCCACAACUUCCAUAUUUUGUUUUUGAAAUGUUCCGGACAGUUUUGAUAGCUCCCCAGGCUCCUCACACACGCUUAUUUUGUGUGUCCCCUCUCUCUCGCUCAGGUGCUUUGAGAAUUACACCAGGAGUGGUUCUUUUUCCCUUUUGGCAACAGCAAAGCCCUUUUCAUAACAAAGCCCCCCCACCACCACCACCACCACCCCCCCCUACACCAAAUAGACUAUAUUGCCAAAAAGCGCUCGCUCACCUGCCUUUACUUGCAUAUUGAACACAUAUACACGCAUAGAAAAUUAUUUUAUUUGUAUGAUAACAAAAGUCAAAUCAAAAUUGACCAAUCCAGAAAUCCUGCAGAUGGGGUUUUGCAUUUCUGCUAUUGAUUUGAAUUUAAGUGGCAGCCCAUUCUUAAGCCGUUGUUUUAAUAUGACCUUGGACAAACUUUUUAGCUACUGCAGUUUGAACUACUAGGAAGGGGCUUUUAUUUGUACAGCACAUUUCAUACACAGUGGCACGGUGGAUCAGCUGCUAAAGCGUUGGCCUCACAGUUCUGAGGACCUGGGUUUGAUGCCGGCCCCACCUACGUGGAGUUUGCAUGUUCUCCCCCGUGCCUGUGUUGGAUUUUGUCCGGGCACUCAUCUUUCCUCCAACAUCCUAAAAACAUGCAACAUUAAUUGGAGACACUAAAUUGCCCCGUCGGUGUGAUUGUGAGUGCGCCUGUUUAUCUCGAUGUGCCCUGUGAUUGGAUGGCGACUAGUUAAGGGUGUACCCCGCCUCCUGCCCGUUGACAGCUGGGAUAGUCUCCAGCGCUCCUGUGACCCUUGUGAGGAUAAGUGGCUAAGAAAAUGGAUGGAUGGAUUUCAUACACGAGGUAACUCAAAUGUGCUUUAGAUGAUUAAGAGCAUUUAAACACAAAGACAUAAAACUUCAAAGGGGGGCUUUCCACAAAGUUUAGACAUGAUUAUGAAAAUUUUGAACCAUUCUUCCAAAAGCGCACUUGUGAGAUCACACUCCAACGUUUGGAUGAGGAGGUUCUGUCUUUCCUUUUAAUUCAUCCCAAAGGAUUUCUACCCGGUCUCAUGCAAUGUGUGUGUGAGACCUCAAAAAUGUGCUUCAGGAAGAGUGAUUGAAAAAAAUAAAAAAAACUCCCUCACACCUAAAGCUUGUGGAAAGCCUUCCCAGAAGUGUUAAAUCUGUUACAGCUCCAAAGGGUGGACGGAUGUCAAAUGUCACUUCAGCUUGUAUGCAGGUCAAGGCAGAUGUUUGAAUACUUUUGCCAAUGUUGGGGUUUCUUAUCUCGUCCCGAUUGUUCUCAUGAUAGGAACACAGACUCUAAUUUUUAAACAUCAAAACCGAUAACGAUUACAAUUUGAGGGAGCUUGCACCCAAUGAGUUCGAGGUCAAAGCCUUUUUCCACCCACCUCACAAGUUAAUUGCUUAUUUUAUUUUAAAAGUUGUUCGAAUAUCAGGCGGUAGUUGGCCUUUGCCGGAAGGGGAAAAUGCUCAUUUUGGCCUGGAAUUUGUCUACCUUGCAUUGCCAUUUAUGCUAAGUCAUUUGUAUUAGUAAUGUGUUCUUUCUUAAAGCAUUGAUAUCAAAAUAAAGCCAUAUAAUCCUUUAA
Syngnathoides biaculeatus (alligator pipefish) is the source of this 2712-nucleotide messenger RNA. It is a transcript of the gene rtf2, whose product is annotated as replication termination factor 2. The transcript is spliced from 9 exons. The record is from RefSeq and is a predicted model, not a curated record. Gene Ontology annotation, cellular component: nucleus. Gene Ontology annotation, biological process: mitotic DNA replication termination; site-specific DNA replication termination at RTS1 barrier. NCBI's taxonomy places the organism in Eukaryota, Metazoa, Chordata, Actinopteri, Syngnathiformes, Syngnathidae. Bases 135 to 1043 code for a protein of 302 amino acids.